This is a messenger RNA of Struthio camelus australis, 2150 nucleotides long. RefSeq names its product tubulin folding cofactor C (gene TBCC). Gene Ontology annotation, biological process: post-chaperonin tubulin folding pathway; tubulin complex assembly. The record is from RefSeq and is a predicted model, not a curated record. Gene Ontology annotation, cellular component: cytoplasm. Gene Ontology annotation, molecular function: tubulin binding. Lineage: Eukaryota; Metazoa; Chordata; Aves; Struthioniformes; Struthionidae.
GGGGUGCUCGCCGAGCUGCGCGGCUGCCGGGUGCGGCUCCGCGGCAACGCCAACACGCUGCGGGUGCGGGACUGUCAGGGCUGCACCGUGCUUUGCGGGCCCGUUUCCACCUCCGUGCUGGUGGACGGCUGCAGUGACUGCCUCCUGGUGCUGGCCUGCCAGCAGCUCCGCACCCAUCGCACUCGGGACAGCCGGUUCUACGUGCAGGUGACCAGCCGGGCUGUAAUCGAAGACUGCACUAAGGUCUCCUUUGCCCCUUACUCCUGGAGCUACCCUGGUAUGGAGAAGGAUUUCGAGUCUUCUGGGCUGGACAGAAACAGGAACAACUGGAACACAGUGGAUGACUUUGACUGGCUGGGGAGGGACAAGCCUUCGCCCAACUGGAGCCUGAUUCCUGAGCAGGAAAGGAUCACCUGCUGGGACUGACUGCAGAGGCAGCUUGGUGCUGGUCGAGAAGAGCUGCUGAAAUACAUUCAUUCAUAUGCAGGAGAACUUUGGUACCUGAUUCACCAUUAAAAACAAUUGCAUUCAGUGUUUAAAUUGUGAAUUACAAUGUAUGACUAUAUUCAGUGAUUUAAAAGUGCCAGUCAAAUAUAGUUUACUAUUCUGAAACAACUUGCUGCUAUGAUCGCUAUAUGCCACUGUGGAAUUUGUCUGCUACUGCAAUACCUCAUUGCUGCCUUUUUUCCUGAGGGAGGUGGGGCAAGGGGCCUUAGUACACAAAUAACAAUGUCUGCUUAGAGCUGUGCUGCUGUCACUCACCUGGACAAAAUAUGAAUUACCUGCAAGUAGUACGAGCUGUAUGGAAAUGGAAAGAUCAAAUACUAAAUUUCUCCUGUGUUCAUGGUGCUCAUGUUACAGACUGCAGUAUGCUAUAGAGCUUAACGUUACAGGGAGUGGAGGAGCGGACUUCUGUGCUCGAAGGGACGCAAAUUUAUAGGGGGAAUUUGUAAGUGCAGGCAUUAUAGGAGACUGAUAGGCUGACUGUCUUAGCUGUGAACCAGGUUCUGCUGAUGUGGAUGAAGUCUACAAGUUGUCUGUUAGGCUUUUAUGUCAAGUUGGGUAGCAAAUCUAAAGCAAAAAAGUCUCUUAAUGAAAAUUCAGUGCCCCACUAAUAGGAUAUUAAUAAAUGAUUGGAAUUAAGAAAGCUGUAGAGGCUAUAUAAAUAAUAAAACUUCACAAUCUGAAACUGUUACGUGAGUGGAUGCUCCUUCUAUGAACAGUUUUAACCUGAGAUGAAUGAGUAUUUCAAGCAUAUGUUUGAGGACAAACAGUAAGUGCUGGUUAACAUCCAUGUCACAAAAGCUGGGUAAAUUGGUCUGACUUUCAUGAAGAUGCUAAUUGUAGUGUGAAACUUCAGGAAGGGUUUUGUUCAAAUUUGUCCUGUUAGUAUGCCUAUUUUUCCUGUGUACCAGACAAUAAGCUCUUGAGUGCUAUGGCUGUAAUUUAUGGUACCCUGCUAUUGCGUAUAAAAAGCAGUGUUAACUCUGUAGAGGGAGUUAUUAGAAUGUGGGAACAAAGUUCUGCAUUCCAAAUUCAGAGUUUCGUGUAACCUUGAGCAGUAAAGGCAGUAAUACAGUAACUUGUCCUAGUCUCCUUUUUCUUCACUCAUACUCAGUACCAGAAAAAGCAGCAGCGUUAUGUUGUGGCAGGAUCUUUUUACAGCCCCUGUGAAUGGUGAAGUGACCAGUCCUCGUAUGUAAGGUGUAAAUAUAGCAGUUCUAGGUUUCCAAGAACACUCCUUAGCUUGCAGUAUUUCAAAAGAAUCACAUUGUUUAUCAUGCCGAAGAAACAGCUCGGAGCUGUAUUUAAAAAACACUGCAAGAUGUUUAUGCUGCCAUGUCAUCAUAUAUGUGCCUCUGUAAGGAAAAAUGAAUACCAACUGAACGAUCAAAAAUUACAUCAUUGCUAUGAGUACUUGAUUGCUUUUGCGCAGCUAAGAAACUUCUAUCUAUUUAUUUUCAGUGUAUUUAAUUUUAAUUUAAAAGCCAAAAAAAUUAUUGCAUAUUUUUGCAACCUUUACUUGUGCUGUUUACUUCUUGAAUGAAUUGGAUUUUGCAUUUUUAAUACUUGUUUUGAAUUGUUACAGAUGUCCCUUUAAUGAUGACUUUCCUUUGCAUUGAUAGCUUCAUAAAAUAAUUUAAAGACAA